Pygocentrus nattereri (red-bellied piranha) is the source of this 5087-nucleotide messenger RNA. It is a transcript of the gene klhl13, whose product is annotated as kelch-like family member 13. The transcript has 9 exons. Gene Ontology annotation, biological process: regulation of cytokinesis; protein ubiquitination. Bases 389 to 2434 code for a protein of 681 amino acids. NCBI's taxonomy places the organism in Eukaryota, Metazoa, Chordata, Actinopteri, Characiformes, Serrasalmidae. Gene Ontology annotation, cellular component: Cul3-RING ubiquitin ligase complex. The record is from RefSeq and is a predicted model, not a curated record. Gene Ontology annotation, molecular function: cullin family protein binding; ubiquitin-protein transferase activity.
CCACAUCCACCACUACGAUCUCGCUGCAGCGCCUCUUCUCGGCACCUGAGGUGGAUUUCUUUUUUUUUUCCAUCCUCCUCUCCAUUUCUCCUCACAUCAUCUCUUUUUUCCCUCCUCCAUCAUGUUUAAGCUCUCUCCCUCGCCUCGCGCACUCGGCUAAUCUUUUAGCCUCGGCUUCGCUUCGCUAGCGUCGUUAUUUUAGCUCGGACUGCUAACGUUAACCUCACAACCGUCACCUUCAUCCAUCCGUCCGUCCUCCUCCUCCUCCUCCACCUCCUCCACCGCUCGGCUGGAGAUGGGACUCCUCUCCGGCCUCCUUUUUUUCAUGGACUCUUGGUUCUCCGUGGUUUUUCUCCGCCGUGUGAGCUCCGUGAGCCGGUAGCUAAUCAUGCCUCUGAAAUGGAAAAGCGGCUCUCCGGUCAGCUGGAAAUUCCCCGUGCCUGUGCUUAAAACCUCCAGGUCCUCCCCGCUGUCUCCAGCCUACAUCCACCAGCACUCCUUUGUGGUGUGGACCACCCACUCUCUGCUUGCUGCAUCUCCAACCUAUCACCUGACAGGAUCUCUGGUGGAGGAUGAUGAUGCUCAUAUGAAGGUUUCUCUUGGCUGUGGUGAAAUGGGUCUCUCCGCCCACCAGCAGGCCUCAAAAACGGGCAACACGCGCUUCUUCACCAGUAACACACACAGCUCAGUCGUUCUACAGGGUUUUGACCAAUUAAGGAUAGAGGGCCUGCUGUGUGAUGUCACAUUAGUUGCUGGCGACGGUGAUGAGGCCUUUCCAGUCCAUCGAGCUAUGAUGGCGUCGUCCAGCGACUACUUCAAAGCCAUGUUCACUGGUGGGAUGAAAGAGCAGGAUCUCAUGUGUAUAAAGCUGCACGGGGUGAACAGGAUCGGCCUGAAGAAGAUUAUAGACUUUAUCUACACCGCCAAACUCUCGCUCAACAUGGAGAACCUGCAGGACACGCUGGAGGCGGCCAGCUUUCUGCAAAUCCUUCCCGUGCUCGACUUCUGCAAAGUGUUCCUCAUCUCCGGGGUGUCUCUGGAGAACUGUGUGGAGGUGGGCCGUAUUGCCAAUGCCUACAACCUCACAGAGGUGGACAAAUACGUCAACAACUUCAUCCUGAAGAACUUCCCCUCAUUGCUGGGCACGGGCGAGUUUGUCAAGCUGCCCUUCGAGCGCCUGGCUUUCGUCCUGUCCUCCAACAGCCUAAAGCACUGCAGCGAGCUGGACCUGUUCAAAGCUGCCUGCCGCUGGCUGCGCUACGAGGAUGGCCGCAUGGACUACGCCGCUAAGCUAAUGCGCAACAUCCGCUUUCCGUUAAUGAGCCCAGCAGACCUCAUCAACCAUGUACAGACAGUGGACUUCAUGCGUACAGACAACACUUGCGUCAAUCUCCUACUGGAAGCUAGCAACUACCAGAUGAUGCCGUACAUGCAGCCGGUCAUGCAGUCGGAACGAACUGCGAUCCGCUCGGACAGUUCGCACCUGGUAACACUAGGGGGCGUCCUGAGGCAACAGCUGGUCGUUAGCAAGGAAUUACGACUUUUUGAUGAAAAAGCGCACGAGUGGAAGGCACUGGCGCCCAUGGACGCUCCCCGGUAUCAGCACGGCAUCGCAGUCAUUGGCAACUUCCUAUACGUGGUUGGCGGGCAGAGCAACUACGACACUAAGGGCAAGACAGCCGUGGACACGGUGUUCCGUUACGACCCACGCUAUAACAAGUGGAUGCAGGUGGCAUGUCUGAACGAGAAGAGAACAUUCUUUCACCUGAGCGCGCUCAAAGGGUACCUGUACGCUGUGGGAGGGAGGAACGCGGCAGGAGAGCUGGCAACGGUGGAGUGCUAUAACCCCAGGACAAACGAGUGGACGUACGUGGCGAAGAUGAAUGAACCACACUACGGUCAUGCUGGAACAGUCUAUGGAGGCUACAUGUACAUCUCUGGUGGCAUCACCCACGACACCUUCCAGAAGGAGCUGAUGUGCUUCGACCCAGACGCAGACAAGUGGACGCAAAAGGCCGCCAUGACGACGGUGCGCGGGCUGCACUGCAUGUGCACGGUGGGCGACCGGCUUUACGUGAUCGGCGGAAACCACUUCCGGGGUACGAGCGACUACGACGACGUGCUGAGCUGUGAGUACUACAGCCCGGCGCUGGACAUGUGGACGCCCAUUGCAGCCAUGCUGCGCGGCCAGAGCGAUGUGGGCGUGGCCGUUUUUGAGAACAAGAUCUACGUGGUGGGCGGCUACUCGUGGAACAACCGCUGCAUGGUGGAGAUCGUGCAGAAGUACGAUCCAGACAAGGACGAGUGGCACAAAGUGUUCGACUUGCCAGAGUCUCUGGGCGGGAUCCGAGCAUGCACACUAACCGUCUUCCCUCCGGACGACCUGUCGCUCGCCGGCUCACCCAGCCGAGAAAGUCCGCUGUCCGCCCCCUGAGGAAUGGGUGAGAGAGAGGGGCUGAAUCCCAAUUGGCUCCCUAUUGGACAUACAGUGCACUAUUUGGGUCUUGAAAGUUGUUGUUUCAUGACGUAUCUAAUGCACUGUAGCCACUAUAGCACAAAAGGCUCCCUUUGCUACUGUGUAGGAUAUAGGGAGCAGUUUAAGAUGCAGCCAGUGAGAGAGAAACUGAAACACAGACACUGGAGGAGACUGGUGGACAAAUGACUUGUCAGAUGGAUGGAUAAGUUUCUCUUCCUCUAUGGGCGCUCUCUCAUUCUCUCUCUCUCUCUCACUGGCUGAAUCUCAAAUAGCUCCCUGCUCUCUAUAUAGUGCACUAAACUGGUGAAAUGGUACACUGUAUAUCCAUACUCUCCAAGCUUGAGAGCCUGCUGAGUUCCAAAUGGCUCACUGUUGGACACACAGUGCACUGUUAGAGUCUAGAAGCCAAUAUUUCUAUUUAUUGACCUAUGUAGUGCACUGUAUCCACUUAAGUGCACAAAGGCUCAUUAUGUCACUGUAGAGUGUAGGGGUCCGUUUGAGACGCAGCCAAUUUGAGAGAAAUAAAAAACGCUUAAUGAGACUGACUGAGAAAUCUCUCUUCACUCUGUCUCUCUCUGACUGAAUAUCUAGUGGCUCACUACUCCCUGUAUAGUGCACUACAUUAUUCAAAAUAGUUCACUGUAUGUACACACACACACACACACACACACACACACGUUGGUCAGCCCUGCUGGUUAAGAGAGUGUGCUGUCCACCUACUGAGUGAACAAGGGAGUGAGUCAGAGAGAAAGGGGAAAAGAUUGAGUUCCAGCCGGCUCUUUUGGACCUAUAGUGUCCUAUUUGUGUGUAGGUGCCAUUAUUUCAUUGUCUUUGUAGUGCACUAUUAUUGGGUAUGAUAUAGGGCAUAGGGAGCCUUUGAGACACUGAAUAAGAUUGAUGAACAGGCAGAAAGCUUGGAUGGAUGGAGAGGUUUCAUCCAUUUCUCUUCCUCUGUGGGCUCUCUUUCUCUCUGGCUGGUCCUCAAAUGGCUCACUACCUCCCUGCUCUCUACCUAGGGCACUCUGUCAUGAAUGUCAUGAAUUAAUGGCAAAUAGUUCACUACAUGUCCACUUGGGAGCCGUUUGGGUUUCAGCCUCUCUCUCUCUCUCUCUCUCUCUCUCUCUCUCUCUCUCUCUCUCUCUCUCUCUCUCUCUGUCUCUCUCUCUCUCUCUCUCUCUAUCUCUCUCUAUCUCUCUCUCUCUCUCUCUCUCUCUCUCUCUCUCUCUCUCUCUCUCUCUAAAUUAUUGCACUACUUGGGUGCUGAUGCCAUUAUUUAAUGAACUAUAUAGUGCACUAUAUAGGGAAUAAGAAGCAGUUUGGGAUACAGCCUGAGCAAGUGAAUAACAGAGUAUAGACACUGAACGAGUGAUGGAUGGACAGACGGAUGGAAUUUGAUUUGACAGAUCGAUGACUUGUCGGAUGGAUGAGUUGGUCCAUUUCUGUUCUUCGGCGGUCUCUCUCUCUCUCUCUCUCUCUCUCUCUCUCUCUCUCUCUCUCUCUCUCUCUCUCUCUCUCUCUCUCUCUUUCUCUCUCUAUCUCUCUUUCUCUCUCCAGGAAAAAGACAAUGUUUGCACUUCCCCUCCCGAUUUUGUCUGAGCGGCGUCUGUGGUGAAGCCCCGCCCCUUCCCCCUACUUCCUCUCCUCCUUGCGAUCUAUGCUGAAGACUCCUCAUCCCUCCAUCCCUCUCUACCUUCUCUCCUCAAUUUUACUGCGACAGGAAAGAAAAUCGAAACACCAACCUAAUGACAUGUUGAUGUUACGUAUUUGUUUUUUAUUAUUAUUAUUAUUAUUAUUAUUAUUUUGUUUUUGUUUUUAAUUCUCUUUAGCAGGAAUAACCUUGACUUGAAAAAGGAAAAAAAAACAAACAAAAAAAAAAAAAAAAACUGAGGGACAUUGCAAUUCAACUUUUCUACCUGAUGCCUCCGGAGUUUCAAUAUGCCGAUUAAUGUUCUCCUGUCGACGGCCCUGGACAAUACACAUAAGCACACCUCUCCCCUUCUUCCUCUCUCUCUUUUUCUCUCCUUCUCUUUCUUCUUUUCACUCUUUCUGUACGUGUCCCUUUUAAUUUAUAUUGUACAUGAUCAUGUCUAGCUGUUUCACUCUUUUUCUCUGUCUCUUCCUUUUACCCUCUAUCUGCCUCUGGUUUACACCUUUAAAACCUUUCAUUCUCUUUCUUUCUCUCUCUCUCUAUCUGGCUGAGUCUCAAAUGGCUCCCUUCUUCCCUACAUAAUGCACUACAUAGGUCACAAAAUAAAGGCUUCAAAACCCAUAUAGUUCACUACACAUGCACUAGGGAGCCAUUUGUCUCUCUCUCUCUCUCUCUCUCUCUCUCUCUCUCUCUCUCUCUCUCUCUCUCUCUCUCUAUCUAUCUCUCUCUCUCUCUCUCUCCCUCUCUCGUGCGUCAUUUCCUGUGUGUACACAGGUGGGGGCUAGCUGACUUCAGGAAGAGGAAACAGAUUUAAACAGAUUUUAAACUCAGGGGCCAACCUGCCCCCCUUCCCUACCAUCCCUCCCCCAGAAUGACAUUUCAUUACUUUGUUCCUGCUAUUGUUAUGAACCGUUAAGAACAAUGGUGUUUUCUAAAUUUAAUAAACCAGGUUUUGAGAAAAGA